AUGGAGUUGAAAUCUUUAGCUAAUAGAAACAAGAGUAAACGACCUGUUGUUGAGGAGGAUGACUCUGAUUUUGCUCCUCCAUUGUCGAAACGUGGAGUUGCUUGGUGUAAUGAGGUCUGGUGCAGACUAAAUUCACCUAAGCAUAGUUUCUUGACAUGGCUUGCUGUUCAAAACAGGUUGAAGACUCGUGAAAGGCUUUUCAAAUACAAAAUCAUAGACUCUCCUGAUUGCAUUUUAUGCAGCAAUGACAAAGAGAUUGUGGAUCACUUAUUCUUCAAGUGUGAGACUUCACUUGACUGCUUGAAACAACUGAAAGAUUGGUUAAAUUGGCAGGUGAAUUUGGAUUCUCUGCAAGGGCUCCUGAAAUGGAUUAGGAAGUCAAAUAAUUCCAAGUUUCUAAAGAAUGUUAAAAUGGCUACUGUUGCAACUCUUGUCUAUUCGAUUUGGAGGGCUAGAAAUGACUUGUUUUGGAACUCGAACAGGCAGCAGAGUGCUGAGAUUGUGAAGCAGAUUAAAUGGGCUGUUAAAAAUAGAAUAAUGUUUGCAAUGCCAAAAAAAGUAAAGCAAAAAGAUAGAGAUUGGUUCCAACUAUUGUAA
Molecule: messenger RNA, 597 nt
Organism: Cannabis sativa
Lineage: Eukaryota; Viridiplantae; Streptophyta; Magnoliopsida; Rosales; Cannabaceae
Exons: 2
Coding region: 1-597 (198 amino acids)
Source: RefSeq, a predicted model, not a curated record